UUCUCUAAGAACGUAUCUGUUGAUGCCAUCGCAUGCAAGACUUCAGGAGCUUCUUGUCAAGACUUCUGGUGGCCUCCGAAACAUCAGACAACAAGACUUCAGGAGCUUCUUGUCGAGACAGCUGGUGGCCAUAACUCUAAGGUGAACGAUGUUGACACCCUCACAGAAAGCAAAGCUAGAGGAACUCUGGGGGCGUGGCCUUAUGAAGUUCGACCCCCACUGCCCCCGAUUGUCUGUUUUGGUAGACGAGGCAGUGGGAGUCGGUCUGAACAUGAAUCAGAUCAAGAACUACGUGAAGAAAGCCCGUUUGGAGACCGGUAUGUGCAGUUGGGAGCAGGAGGAUGUGGACAGGGAGGUGCUCAUCGCUCUGACCCUUGACGAGCUGAGGGUCAGGCGAGGCAUCUCCCUCCAGGACGAGGUCGACAUCUUGACUUGGACUAGUUCACAGAGAACGGGUCUGGAGCCGAGGGCCGCGUCCCCCUCACCGCCGCAGGGACCCCUCUCCGGAGCCCCCCCUCUGUCUCUCCGUCCAGGCGGCCAGGUACUGGCAGUCGGAGAGAAUGACUGUGGACAGCUUGCACUGGUGGAUGAGCAUGAGAUUGUUAAGAGCGAAGACGACCUGGACUAUGAGGGACGGCUCCUGCCUACCCCGGUGGCCUUACCUGCUGGUAAGAUCAUCGUGGACGUGGCCGCCGGGGCUCUGCACUCGGCGUUUCUAACGUCCGAGGGAGAGGUGUGGACCUGCGGGAACAAUGAUGAGGGGGAGGUAGCGAGGCCCACCGCAGGGGACGUGGACGGUCAUCGGGUGACUUCCACGUGCCUCGACGCAUCCGGCCUCGUGGCGGCUGCAGUGUCCUGUGGCGACAGUUUCACCGCCAUCCUCGACACUCGCGGCCGCCUCUUCUGGGCCGGACAGUUGAGGGACAGCAACGGGGUUUACUACAACAUCGGGCCCCGUCUGCAGGAAGUCCCCGGGUGGUGGGCGCCAGUGACCAAGAUCUCGACUGGCGGCAACCACCUGGCCGUCCUCGUCGCCAACACCAUCGCCUGCUGCGGGGCUCCAGACCUUGGGCAACUUGGGAGGAUCAGAGCCCGUCGUGCCCUGAAAAGAUCAUCAAAGGAGACGGCUCUGACCCUGUCCCCCUGGACCACAGCCUCAGACUUUGUCGACGUCUGCUGCGGGCAAAACACCACCAUUGGCAUCACCGCAGCAGGCGACAUCUUUGGCUGUGGCGCAAACAACCAAUGCCAGCUGGCGCUUGAGGGGCCUCAGAUCAUCUGGACCACCACACGGAUCGAGGCCCUGUCUCAGCGCCAGUUGGUGCAGGUGGCUAUGGGGGACACCCAUGGCAUUGCCCUAAGCUCAACAGGAGCCGUUCUCUGCUGGGGAGACCGUUGGGAGGGACAGUUGGGGGAUAAUAGAGCCUGUGGAACACCGAGCGCCACUCCCCUGGCUGUCCACGGCCUGCCAAACGACAUCCGGCAGGUCUCAGCGGGCCCCAGACAGUCAUACUGUUGGACUAGUCUAAGUCAAGCUUACGCCUGGGGUUCAGGGGUCUCGAACCAGUUAUGCGUUGGUAAAGAAGUGGAUCGGAAGGAGGCCCCUGUCCCCAUGGUCGGACUGCCCGCCCGACCCAUCCUCAAGAUCUCGGGGGGCGGGCAGCACGUCCUCGUCCUGGUAGAACCUCCUGCUCCCAAAUGCUGACAGAGAAAAGACACCAGUAUUAAAGAGACAAUCUAAUACUACAACAGCAUGGAGCAGGCUGCUGGGGAGUGUCUGAGAAGAAGGCUAUG
Molecule: messenger RNA, 1794 nt
Organism: Branchiostoma floridae (Florida lancelet)
Lineage: Eukaryota; Metazoa; Chordata; Leptocardii; Amphioxiformes; Branchiostomatidae
Product: regulator of chromosome condensation-like
Exons: 12
Coding region: 149-1705 (518 amino acids)
Cellular component (GO): cytoplasm
Molecular function (GO): guanyl-nucleotide exchange factor activity
Source: RefSeq, a predicted model, not a curated record